AGCCAUGCUGAAACAGAUAUUAUCGGAGAUGUACAUUGAUCCUGACCUGCUAGCAGAACUCAGCGAGGAGCAGAAGCAGAUCCUCUUCUACAAGAUGAGGCAGGAGCAGAUCAGACGGUGGAAAGAAAGAGAAGCUGCUGCAGACAAGGUUUCAGCAAAGAAGCCACUGCCAAAAAAAGCCAGUACGAAGUCUGUACAAUGGAAGCUAGGUGCUGACAACGAUGUCUGGGUGUGGGUGAUGGGUGAGCAUCCUUCAGAUAAAUCCUAUGCAGCCAUCUGCGAAGAGAUCCAGGCACAAAGGGCCAAGCGGUUAGCAAAUGAGCAAGGCAAGGAGGCCAGAGAGACAGACUGUGCUGUAACACAGUCUCCGCAACCACAGCCACAAGUCCUGGGUGAAACAGAAGUUCAGGGAAAAAAUAAAAACACUGUAGAGGAACAGAAAGAAGAGGCGAGAAAAAACACUGCUGGUACAAUUGGGAAAAGCCAGGAGCUCAAAAAGAGGGAAGCCCGGGAUGUUCACCAGAUGCUGGCAGACUGCCAGAUGAGGAAGGGUGGCUUCUCACAGAUGAAGGGAGGACACAGGAGAAAUUCAGAAGAGACUACAGUCCCGCCGAAGGCAAUAUCCCAAAGCCACAAAUGCUCAGAGAGCCAGAAGGUGGUGCAGAAACCCGAUGAGAAUGAGCCUGAGUGGCAAGAAUCCUUGCGGAAAUCCAAGGCAGCAGAUGAGAAGAGACGCUCUCUUGCGCGGCAGGCCAGAGACGACUACAGAAGGCUUUCACUGCAGGGAGCCCACAGAGGGAAGCAGGCAGACAUAUCCAAGAAUGCCACAGCAGGAGAUCGGCGGCCGCUGCAAUACCCUCCUCUCCCACCAAAGCCUAAACUUCCACCUCCUGUGAUGGCGAAUGGCAGAGCAGUUAGCAGGAAAGAGGCAAUCCAGAGAACAGUCUCCAAUUCAGCUGAACAAAGCAUCAUCAAGUGGUUCAAAGAGGAGCAAUUCCCCCUUCGAGCUGGGUAUCAGAAAACCACAGACACGAUAGCACCUUGGUUUCAUGGUAUCCUAACCUCUAAGAAAGCAGAGGAGCUUCUGAGUAAAACAGUGCCGGGGAGUUUUUUGAUCCGUGUCAGUGAGAAAAUCAGAGGCUACGUGCUUUCCUAUCGGUCUGCAGAGGGAUGUAAACACUUCCUUAUUGAUGCCUCCAGUGAUUCCUACAGCUUCCUUGGAGUGGACCAGCUACAACAUCCAACACUGGCUGACCUUGUUGACUACCACAAGGAUGAACCCAUCACUUCUCUGGGAAAGGAGCUGUUGCUUUACCCAUGUGGUCAAGAGGACCAUGAACCAGAUUACAUCUCUCUCUUUGAGUGAAACUCCCAGUCUCCUUAUGUAGCCCCGCACCGCUUUCACCAAGACUGCACUUCAAACUGGAAGCAGCUGAUGCUUACCUGAAACUUGCCUUAAGUGCCUCUAUUUCAAAUCCUUCUCAACAAAGCAGUGGGAAAAUAAGUGCUGUCACACAGGCUUAUUGUUUCAACAGAGUCAAAAGAUGCAUCAGCCCAGCAAGCUACAGAACACCCAGAUACAUCAUGCGUGUGGAUUAGACGAUGAAGCAUCAGUCGAACAGAGAUUUUUGCAGAUUUCCUCAGGGAUAUCUGUGUUCAAGCUGCGUUUUGCUCUUGAAUGCAAGGUUGCCUGCUGUCUGGGAAACAGAUUGGUACCUAAAAUUGAAUGAGAUCAUAGCUUCCUGAAGGCACCAAACAACUUGGAGAAGUGAAUCAGCCUUGAUAGUAAUUUGUUUAAUGUGAAACAGUGCUGUAAAAUGCUGUGCCCUUGGAAUCAAGGAUGUUCAAGUAAAACAUCCAAGCAUACCCUUGGUGCCCUUGGUGCCUUUCAGUGAAAUGUGUUCUCUGAAGAGGGAUUUUUAUGAAAAAUACAUUUUAAAAAUUCCUUGAGCAUCUGUAUAUAGACUAUGAAUACAGUUUUCUAACCUGUAUCUAAAUCCCACACUGGCCUUUCUGCCUAGAGGAGGAUUAACCUUUUGCAAGGAAGUGGAGAAGGGAUGCAAGAAUUUGUUAGUAAGAACUGCAUUCACAGAGCCUAAAUAAUGUAAGAAACAGGGCCUGUAUCAGUAUUAGUACAGUUUACGGAAGUGUUUGCCAGUAAAUAAUGCUGUUUUUCAGAACAGAGCUAUUUAUUUCUAGUUGUGUCCAGAUUACUGGGACGCAGAUGGUGUGAACCAUAACAGAACCUUUUUUU
Molecule: messenger RNA, 2254 nt
Organism: Lagopus muta (rock ptarmigan)
Lineage: Eukaryota; Metazoa; Chordata; Aves; Galliformes; Phasianidae
Gene: SH2D4A
Product: SH2 domain containing 4A
Exons: 9
Coding region: 5-1366 (453 amino acids)
Cellular component (GO): cytoplasm
Molecular function (GO): phosphatase binding
Source: RefSeq, a predicted model, not a curated record